This is a messenger RNA of Paramecium primaurelia, 608 nucleotides long. The record is from the annotation of a GenBank genome assembly. NCBI's taxonomy places the organism in Eukaryota, Ciliophora, Oligohymenophorea, Peniculida, Parameciidae.
GAGUUUUCAUCACACAACACUUUAAAAAUGAGAGAAGUCAUAUCUAUUCACGUAGGAUAAGGAGGUAUUUAAGUUGGUAAUGCCUGUUGGGAAUUAUUCUGUCUUGAACACGGAAUCCAACCAGAUGGUUAAAUGCCAUCAGACAAGACAAUCGGAGGAGGAGAUGAUGCCUUCAACACCUUUUUCUCUGAAACUGGUGCAGGAAAGCACGUCCCAAGAGCUGUCUUUUUGGAUUUGGAACCAACAGUUAUUGAUGAAGUCAGAACAGGAACAUACAGAUAAUUAUUCCACCCAGAAUAAUUGAUUUCAGGAAAAGAAGAUGCUGCCAACAACUUCGCCAGAGGUCACUACACCAUCGGAAAGGAAAUUGUCGAUUUGUGCUUAGACAGAAUCAGAAAGUUAGCUGAUAACUGCACAGGUCUCUAAGGUUUCUUGGUCUUCCACUCAGUCGGAGGAGGAACAGGAUCAGGAUUAGGAUCACUUUUAUUGGAAAGAUUGUCAGUCGAUUAUGGUAAGAAAUCUAAAUUGGGUUUCACCAUCUAUCCAUCACCAUAAGUUUCAACAGCCGUCGUUGAACCAUACAACUCCAUCUUGUCAACCCACUCAUU